GAGUGUGUGUGUGUGUGACAAAGAGCAAAAGCAAAGUGACACAUCGCGGAGGUGUGGUUGAAAAUUUCUAAAGUUUUAGUGUUUAUCAGCAAGGGGAAACGCAUUUGAAUUAGUGUUAAACAUAAGCUUAAAGUGACAAAUUAAUUAAAUUGGAAUACAAUAUCAUAUAAAGCAACAGCAAAGACUAUGGCAGGCAGGCUACCGGCAUGCGUAAUCGACGUUGGAACCGGCUACACCAAGUUGGGAUUCGCUGGCAACAAGGAGCCCCAGUUCAUUAUACCCUCGGCCAUAGCCAUUAAGGAAUCGGCUCGAGUUGGUGACACCAAUACGCGACGCAUCACAAAAGGCAUUGAAGAUUUAGAUUUCUUCAUUGGUGACGAAGCCUUCGAUGCCACUGGCUAUUCGAUUAAGUAUCCCGUACGUCAUGGCCUUGUGGAGGAUUGGGACUUGAUGGAACGCUUCUUGGAGCAGUGUGUCUUUAAGUAUUUACGCGCUGAACCGGAGGAUCAUUAUUUCCUGCUGACUGAACCGCCACUAAAUACGCCAGAGAAUCGAGAAUAUACGGCUGAAAUUAUGUUUGAGACUUUCAAUGUUCCUGGCCUGUAUAUAGCCGUACAGGCUGUUCUCGCUCUGGCAGCCAGUUGGGCCUCUAGAGUUGAGGAGCGCACUUUAACAGGCAUUGUUGUGGAUAGUGGAGAUGGAGUGACGCAUGUUAUACCCGUGGCCGAUGGCUAUGUGAUUGGAUCUUGCAUUAAGCAUAUACCGAUUGCCGGACGCAAUAUUACGUCGUUUAUUCAAAGUUUAUUGCGUGAACGUGAAGUGGGCAUACCACCCGAACAGAGUCUGGAAACUGCCAAAGCGAUCAAAGAGAAACAUUGCUAUAUUUGUCCAGAUAUUGCCAAAGAGUUUGCCAAGUACGAUGCGGAACCAAAUCGAUGGAUACGCAAUUAUACUGGUGCUAAUACGGUCACAAAACAAUCAUUCCAAGUUGAUGUCGGCUAUGAAAGAUUCUUAGGACCUGAAAUAUUCUUUCAUCCGGAAUUCUCGAAUCCCGAUUUUACCAUUCCACUAUCGGAAAUUGUUGAUAAUGUUAUACAAAAUUGCCCAAUCGAUGUGAGGCGUCCAUUGUAUAAUAAUAUUGUACUAAGUGGUGGAUCCACAAUGUUUAAGGAUUUCGGACGACGUUUGCAGCGUGACAUUAAGCGUUCGGUGGACACCCGUUUACGUAUUAGCGAGAAUUUGUCCGAGGGACGCAUUAAGCCAAAACCUAUUGAUGUCAAAGUGAUUACGCAUCCCAUGCAGCGAUACGCCGUGUGGUUCGGUGGCAGCAUGUUGGCCUCAACGCCGGAAUUUUAUCAAGUCUGUCACACGAAGGCUGCCUAUGAGGAAUAUGGUCCCAGCAUUUGCCGUCACAAUCCUGUUUUUGGUACCAUGACAUAAUUGGAUCCUGGAUCGGAUUACGAAAGCGCGUUCCCAUUAUCUAUUUAUCAUCUGAUCUGAUCUGCCUGUCCGAUUCUGCGUUUAUAUUUGAUUAUUUUCCAAUAACAAAAUUUCAUGUUUUUUUUCGA
Molecule: messenger RNA, 1568 nt
Organism: Drosophila willistoni
Lineage: Eukaryota; Metazoa; Arthropoda; Insecta; Diptera; Drosophilidae
Gene: Arp3
Product: actin-related protein 3
Exons: 6
Coding region: 187-1440 (417 amino acids)
Biological process (GO): Arp2/3 complex-mediated actin nucleation
Cellular component (GO): actin cortical patch; Arp2/3 protein complex
Molecular function (GO): actin filament binding
Source: RefSeq, a predicted model, not a curated record